Molecule: messenger RNA, 2133 nt
Organism: Fraxinus pennsylvanica
Lineage: Eukaryota; Viridiplantae; Streptophyta; Magnoliopsida; Lamiales; Oleaceae
Source: the annotation of a GenBank genome assembly
AUGAACUAUCCGCCGCCGUUCAAAGGUCACCCUCCUCUCUCCACCGCCAUCUCUCCACCGUCCACCCCUUUAUCCGCUCUCAGCGCUCUCCUCAACCUCACAGACACUGCCCUUCGCUCCCUCCCGACACCUCUUCCCGCCAACGCCGCCUCUCCUUCUCUCCUUCAGUGCCCUUUCAAUCCCAAUCACCGUCUUCCCCCUUCCUCCCUUUUCUCCCAUUUUCUCCAUUGCCCUUCCCCUAUAUCUCUCCCUCCACUCCACUACCCUUACACUCUUCACUCCUCUUCAUCUGCCGCCUCCACCACACCCCUAAACCAACUCGAUCCCUCCUCUGACCUCUGCCUGUCCCUGGAAAACUUCCUUGAUUGCACCAAUUUUUUCUACUCUAAUUGUCCUGGAGUCGUCACGCUUACUAACAAUGAAACUUCAACGUCUGCAGUCUCACCUCCAAUGCUCACUUUGCCUGGAUUUUUAUCGAUUGAAUGCGGAAAUUUCAAUAAUAACCCCUCGAAGGAGUUGAUGGGUUUUUUGGUAAACUCAAUUAGGCUUCUGCCUUCAGAGAUAUGGGCGGUUGGGAAUGAAACGGAAGCAUGGAGUGGUUUUCCUACCGCGUAUUCUUAUAGAAUUUUGCGUUCAAUUCUGAGAUUGCGCGAUGAUAAAUUGUUGCGACUCCGCAAAUGGAUUCUCGCAGAAUCGCCCAAGUACGGAGUGGUAAUUGAUUUUGCUAUGAGAGAUCACCUGGUUUUGCUGGUUAGGCUGUGUUUGAAGGCGAUGGUAAGGGAGGCUUUUGGUUUAUCUGGUUCUUUGUUUCGUGAUGAAGAGGAGAAGACGGAAGAUCAAGAGUUAGGAUUGAGCAAAGGGAGUUUUGCCUGCCCGGUUUUGGUGGAAGUACUAUUGUGGUUAGCUUCAGUGUUGAGCAUAUUGUACGGUGAAGUGAAUGGCAAGUUUUUUGCCAUCAAUAUGUUAAAGCAAUGCGUGUUAGAUUCUUCAUUGAGUGCUUCAUUGUUUCCUUUGGAGCAUAAGGAUUCUGAAUCAAGUGAUUUAGAGAGGGUGGAUGAUGAAAUGAAGGAGUCACCGGACAGUAGUGUAUCAAUUGUCUAUAGUGAGGAGAGUGAAAGGAAUAGCAUUGAACUUCCAACUGUCUGCGGCAGCACAAUUCUGGUUUCCCAAGUGGCAGCUGCUGUUGCAGCAUUGCAUGAGAGGUCAAUGAUUGAAGAAAGGAUCAGGGCUUUACGUGCAUCAAGAACGCUGUCCACAUACCAACGUAAUGUGGAGCAUGCACAUGUGUCCCACAAAGCUGACGAGGAAAGGAAAAAUCGCUCGGACUAUAGACCUAUAAUUGAACAUGAUGGGCUGCUUUGGCAGCGGUCGCGCAACCAGGAUACAAAUAAAGUAAAGACAAGGGAGGAGUUAUUAGCUGAGGAAAGAGAUUACAAACGCCGGAGAACGUCGUAUCGUGGCAAGAAAUCGAAGCGAAAUACUAUAGAGGUAAUGAGAGAUAUAAUAGAGGAAUACAUGGAAGAAAUCAAGUCUUCAGGAGGUAUUGGUUGCAUAGGCAAGGGAAUAGAAGAGGCAGAAGCACUUUCAUCUGAAAAAUUCUCAGUACUAGACAGUUCUACUGGCAUUUUUGAUACCAGGAAAAGCUUACCUGACAUGGUUGAAGGAAGUGGAGGUCGAUCACAUAGUUACAGAAAAGAGUUUCAUACUCGUUAUGAUUCAAAGGACUUUGAGGAUGAUAAUGAGAAUCACAGGCGUGAUCCUAAGAGGCAGUAUGGAUAUCAAGAUUUUAAUGCUGGUAUUGAGAAGGUCAAACACAAUAGAGAUGAUUAUUCCAGAAGCCUGGAUGGAAGGAAUAGUAGCAACCAUUCAUGCGAACAGACACACAGUAGAGGAAAGAGAGAUUAUAUAGAAGUUUCUGGAGAAGGUUCUUCACGACGUUCAGAUCGAAGCCAUAGCAAAUCUCAUGAUCGAAGUAGUCAUAAAAGAGAGAGAGAUGAAGAUAAUUGGGAGCAUAGAGAUCGACGGAGAAGCAAAACAGACAAGGAUCGCAGAUCUGAUUAUAAAUUACGAAAUGAGUUUGUGGACAGAUACGAUCCUUCUCAUUCUCAUGAUACUCAUGGGGACGAUGUCUGA